CAUCAUGGAGCAAGGGUUUCCCACUCUCCCACUGUCAAUAGCAUCCCACAUUUUCAUUAAGAUGGAGACCAAUCUGUGUCCAUAACCCUUUGCAGCCUCUCCCUGCUGUGUGUCUGCUCCCUUGGUAGCUGUGCUGUAGGUGGGAGGAUAUUCUUUUGCAAUUCUGGCAUAUGGUGCAGGAGGGGUUUGACACAGCUCCUGAUGCUUCUUGUCUCAGUGAUAAUCUCCUUUACUUGGCUGGCCCCAAGUUGAGAGGAGUGUGUGAGGAGGCAGUUAGGGAUUUAGGGAAGAUAAAUCCUUCACUUUUCUGUAGCUUAUUUGGGGGAGGAAGUGGUGGAACCUCUACCCUCUCUCCCCCUCGAUAAGAGCAGUGCUUUUGUACCUCAGCUGGGACCAGGCAUUGGGUUGUGCUUGCUUUCCAGUGUUUGUCCUUCUUGACUGAUCCUUGUUCUGGCCUUCCUCUCUUCAGAAAAAGGGCUCCUAAUCCUCUCUGGAUGCCCGGGUCUUGCACUGUGCUAUGAAUUUCCUCGUAUAUCUAGUCAUUGCUCUAGACUUGCAUUGUCUGCCUUCAAUACUCUUGUCACCUUCAGUGCACUGCCUUCUGUACUGGGGCUUGCCAGAAAUCUUACAGCAUUGCAACUGUGCUGGAGCAGCUGCACGGUUCUACCUGUCGCUUGUGGUGCUCUGCUCUGCCAUUCAGAUACUGGUCUGAGCCCAAAGACCCAGAUGUUGUACUCUUAGCUGACAGCUCAGUGCAAUUGUUCAUAGUUUAGCCUAUACAUGGUGACCCACAUUUGCCAUGAGCUGUACCUGUAGACUUCUCAAAGUCUUUGUGCUCAGGAUCCCACCAAAUUCCUCUCUUUGAAUGAUGUUCCACAAAUGCCUGGUGACAGGCCUGAAAGCCAGUGGUGCAUCUACCCAGCACGGCUUGCAGUACGUCCACCAGUAUCUCAAAGAGCUUCUGGUCUGCUUUAAAAGUGUCUGAUAAAACUUUCUGUCUGCCUGGAAUUUGUAGAACAUCACGUGUUUUAUAUGUCAUAUCUAAGGACUGGUCUCUUUUUGAGAAGCUGUAAAUCACUAAUCCUGUAAAAUACAUUGAGGCAGUAAAGGCAAAGAGGAGUAAAAAAACCCAACUUGUUAGUCUGCACGUUCUGCAUGUCUCCAGAUUACAUUAGUGGUAUUUUUGCCUGAGGGACUCUGCAGGAGUGGCCUUCCUGAAGCAUAGCACAAGAAAUUUAGACAAAUUCAACAUUUAUGUGGAAAACAAAGCAGCACCUUCCCCUUUUGAACACUACCUUUGUAAAGUAGCCUAGAACAGCACAGACCUUAGCACUUCAUCAGACCUCUGCCAACACGGAAGUUUAAAAUCCAAAAGCAAGAUGUUUGGAUAGGAUGGAGACUGUUCUUGGAACCAAACCCUUGCUGUAGUGUUAGAGGCACAGAAGUUUGGGAAACAUAACAACUUGCAGGAUGUCAUUUGGGUUCUACAGUUGUUUCUGGAGAGCUUUGCCUGGAAUUAGGGAAUAGCAAUGCCACGGUGCAAUAACAUAAUUGAGAAUGGUGGAAAUGAAGAUAGAGCAUGAAUGUGUUUCUUCAGACUAGUGCUAUGCCAACACAACACUGCUGCAAGGACACAGACAGCAACCAAAAUGCACUGAGACCAACCCACUUCUGGUUCUGGGACUAGUUUGUUCCUUGGGAUCUCCAGGCAGUGCUGCAUGCUAUGGUAUGAACAUGCCCUCGAGCUCUCUAGCAAUCAGGCGUGUGCGGCAGCGGUUAGUUUUUAGAGAAGAGCUGGGAGGACAGGCUUGAUAAGGUGUAAUUCUUCAAGCGGUACCAUUGCAGAACUUCUGAAAGAAGUUGAGUGGAUCUCACUGAUAACCCAGCAUCUGCAUUGCAGGAGAAUGCAACAUGGACCCAGAUAUAUUGGAAGCUUUGAUGUCCAAGUUCAAGUAAAUGGACGGUUACUGACCGCAUCUCUUCGUGAUUUGGUGGUGGGGGUGUCAGGCAAAAAACCACAUUUCUGGUUACAAGAAAGCUUUGUGCAGAAGUAGUAAUGUGCUCCUCCAAAUGUAUCUGAUGGGUAGUACUGGGAUUUGUGUUGGUGCUCGUUAGGGAAACUCCGAAGUGGGAUGCUGGAUUUAAGGAGGCUCGCCAGUAGGGUGGAGUUAGAGAGAUUGGGCUGUGGAAGUCUUGGAUGAGGUAGUGUGUUACAGAGGAUUCCCUAAGAGUAUGGAGCAAACCUGUGAAUAAUUAAAGGAUGUGAUUGACUGACUUACUAGAUUUGCAAUUUGGAAUGGAGAUUUUCCUCCUGCAAGCUUCUUGCACACUCUCUGACUGGAAUGCUAUUUCUUAAAUAUUUUGCAUGACUGAAAUCUCAGUAGUACUGCUCGUGCACUCCUCGCCUCUUCUUCAGCAGCUCUGAUAUUUCGCUGACAUCAACUGCACACACACGACUCACCUUCCCAGUAUGUAUAUCCUGACUUUUCUGUCUGGUUUUCCUUCUUCAUGGGGCCGUACUGUAUUUAUAUUUUAAGUGUCCUUGUAUACUUAUUUGACUAUUUUCUGUUUUAGUGCUGUCAUUAUUUUAUUUUUACAUUCAGUUGUACAUUAAUUUUAUACAAUGUUUUGGAGAUGAAAGUCCUUAACAUUUUUGUUUUUAUGUACUAUGCUUUCAGUGUUAUAACCAUACAAUUGUGGCUUCUCAUGGUGACAUAUGACUGCUAUGAAUGUUGGGCCUUUGCAAUGCAUUUUGGAGGUCACUACUACACAUUUGAUGUUUAGGAGGUUGACAGGUAUGGCUGUAGUGCCCCCAAGAUGAAAUGUCCGAAUCCGGGCAGUCCUCAGCAGCCGCCACACCAAGCACCACUGGAACCAAGUCCAACACUCCCACGUCAUCUGUGCCCUCUGCUGCCGUCACACCCUUGAACGAGAGCAUCCAGCCCAUCAGCGAAUACAAUGGCACGACCAAGAACAAUAAGAAGGCACGAGAAAAGCGGAACAGCCGGAACAUGGAAGUCCAAGUCACGCAGGAGAUGAGGAAUGUCAGCAUAGGAAUGGGCAGCAGUGAUGAGUGGUCCGAUGUUCAGGACAUCAUAGACUCUACUCCAGAGCUGGAUAUGUGUCAAGACCCCCGCCUGGAACGCACUGGUAACAGCCCAACACAGGGAAUUGUGAAUAAAGCGUUCGGCAUCAACACAGACUCUCUGUAUCAUGAACUUUCCACAGCAGGGUCUGAAGUUAUCGGAGAUGUUGAUGAAGGAGCAGAUCUGCUAGGGGAGUUCUCAGUACGGGAUGAUUUCUUUGGAAUGGGCAAAGAAGUGGGGAAUCUGCUGUUGGAGAACUCGCAGCUGCUGGAGACCAAAAAUGCUUUGAACGUUGUGAAGAAUGAUUUGAUUGCCAAGGUGGACCAGCUGUCUGGAGAGCAAGAAGUGUUGAAGGGAGAGCUUGAAGCAACAAAGCAGGCCAAAGCCAAAAUGGAAACCAGAGUCAAGGAGCUGGAGGAGGAGCUGAAAAGAGUGAAAUCUGAAGCGAUUGUUGCCCGACGAGAACCCAAAGAGGAGGUGGAGGAUGUAAGCAGCUAUCUCUGUACAGAAUUGCAGUGCUCCUCCCCCCUGCAGGACAACAUUCCCAUAGCUCAACGCCGUCGCUUCACUCGUGUGGAAAUGGCUCGGGUUCUGAUGGAGCGCAAUCAGUACAAAGAGAGGUUGAUGGAGCUCCAGGAGGCUGUCAGGUGGACAGAGAUGAUCAGAGCUUCCCGUGAGCAUCCAUCUGUCCAGGAGAAGAAGAAAUCCACCAUUUGGCAAUUCUUCAGCCGUCUGUUCAGUUCUUCCUCGAGUCCCCCACCAGCAAAGAGGACCUACCCAUCUGUGAACAUCCACUACAAGUCUCCGACAACAGCAGGGUUCAGCCAGCGUCGCAGUCACACCAUGUGCCAGAUCUCCUCCGGCAGCCGCACCCUAGAGUUCUUCCCUGAAGAUGACUGUACGUCCUCAGCACGUCGUGAACAGAAACGGGAGCAGUACCGCCAGGUCCGGGAGCAUGUGCGAAACGAUGACGGGCGAUUGCAGGCCUGCGGCUGGAGCCUCCCUGCCAAGUACAAGCAGCUGAGUCCCAAUGGUGGUCAGGAAGAUACUCGCAUGAAGAACGUCCCCGUGCCUGUAUAUUGUCGCCCACUAGUAGAGAAGGACCCCACCAUGAAGCUGUGGUGUGCAGCUGGAGUCAAUCUCAUGGGAUGGAGACCUUUGGAGCAGGAGUCUGGGAAUGGACAGAAACUAGAUCCUGGACGUGAUCCCCUCACCUGCGAUAGGGAAGUGGAAGGCGAGAACAACAAAAGUAACCAUACAUCUCCUGAAAAGAAAAAGGUGAAGGAGCUCCAUGAAAUGGAUGCCACGUCCAGUCGUGUCUGGAUCCUCACUAGUACGCUGUCAACAAGUAAAGUUGUAAUUAUUGAUGCCAAUCAGCCUGGCACAGUGGUGGACCAGUUCACUGUCUGCAAUGCUCAUGUGCUCUGCAUUUCCAGCAUCCCCGCGGCCAGUGAGAGUGAUUAUCCUCCAGGAGAGAUCUUUCUGGAGGGAGAUGUAAAUCCUGAAGAGUCGUCUGGAACAGAUGGUGUCUUGGCAGGAAUCACUCUGGUGGGCUGUGCGACCCGCUGCAAUGUGCCACGAAGCAACUGUUCCUCACGUGGUGACACACCUGUGCUGGACAAGGGACAGAGUGAGGUGGCUGCUGUCUGCAAUGGGAAGAUCAACCAGUCCCAGUCUACUGAGGAGGCAACAGAAGCUACAGAGGUACCAGAGAACGGUACAAGCGAGGCAGAGCCUGCUCAAGCCCGGCCUGGCCCCCUCACAGAGCACGUGUUUACAGAUCCAGUCCCGGCACAGGCAUCUCUUAGGCAGAAUGGUGAGAAUGGGCAGCUGAAGACGGAGUCAAGCACAACACUGCCAGAUCAGGAGUUGAAUGGGGAUGCUGCUGGGACUUGCACCAGUGCUGCCCCCACCAUGUGGCUGGGAGCACAGAACGGCUGGCUUUAUGUGCACUCGGCUGUAUCCAACUGGAAGAAGUGUCUGCACUCAAUAAAGCUGAAGGACUCUGUACUUAGUCUAGUGCAUGUGAAAGGGAGAGUCCUUGUAGCUCUGGCAGAUGGAACACUAGCCAUAUUCCACCGGGGAGAAGAUGGUCAGUGGGAUCUCAGUAAUUACCACCUUAUGGACCUCGGUCACACUCACCAUUCCAUCCGCUGCAUGGCGGUUGUGUAUGACAGAGUCUGGUGUGGCUACAAGAACAAAAUUCAUGUUAUCCAACCUAAGACAAUGCAGAUUGAGAAAUCCUUUGACGCCCACCCUCGGCGGGAGAGCCAGGUGCGACAGCUGGCAUGGAUUGGCGAUGGAGUAUGGGUUUCUAUCCGCCUGGACUCCACUCUGAGGCUUUACCAUGCCCACAGCCAUCAACAUCUGCAAGAUGUCGACAUUGAGCCUUACGUCAGCAAGAUGCUAGGCACUGGAAAGUUGGGCUUCUCAUUCGUGCGGAUUACAGCCCUGCUCAUUGCUGGCAACCGCCUCUGGGUAGGCACAGGGAACGGUGUCGUCAUCUCCAUUCCAUUGACUGAGACUGUAGUCCUUCACCGAGGCCAACUCCUUGGGCUCCGGGCCAACAAGACCUCACCAACCUCUGGAGAGGGCAGUCGCUCUGGCGGGGUCAUCCACGUGUACGGUGAUGACAACAGUGACAAAUCUGCCAGCAGUUUCAUUCCCUACUGCUCCAUGGCUCAGGCACAGCUCUGUUUCCACGGCCACCGUGAUGCUGUCAAGUUCUUCGUCUCUGUGCCCGGCAAUGUCCUAGCAACCCUGAAUGGGAGUGUGUUGGACAGCCCUUCAGAGAAUCCCAGCACAGCGGCCACAGAGACUGAGGGGCAGAAGCUGAAGAACGUCCUGGUGCUGAGUGGAGGAGAAGGAUACAUCGAUUUCCGGAUCGGGGAUGGAGAGGAUGAUGAGACAGAGGAGAAUGCAGGAGAUGCCACCCAAGUGAAGCCAGUACUUUCCAAGGCUGAAAGGAGCCACAUUAUUGUGUGGCAGGUAUCAUAUAUCCCUGAGUGAGAAUUUCUCCUUUCCCACCAAUGUAAGUGUCCCUCCUCCCGCCUGAAUGCCAAGAUGUACAUACAGAACACCUGCAUUUUACCUACUGCUGGAAACCAACCCCAGACAACUGCAACAGCUCCUGCCUCGGACUGUGACCCCCCUUCUAACCUCUGAACUUGCAGCUUUCAUCUUGGGCCCAUGCGCUUUCUGCGUGGUUGGAUUAUUGUUCUGCUCUGGAGCUGGCAUCUACAAGGAGAGAAAUGGCAGUGCAUCGAUGAAGUGAAGCUUGGAGCUAGAACUGUGCAAAGCCUUUGCCCAGCGCUCGGGAGCUGGCAGCUAGGUGGGUGGUGGCUCGGGUUCUCCAGCAGGUUGCCUCACUCCCACCUGCAUGAGAAGUAUUUCCCCCUGGCGUCCCCCGCCAAAGAAGUGCCGGUGAAUCACAACUUCUGCACCACCCUAGAAGAAAUCCUUUCUAGUUCACCAGUGGAGUCUCCACUUUACCCACUCUUAAGCACAGAAUAAUGUCCUACGGACUGAGAGCAGCCAGGUCCUAGGAACCCUCAACAGAAAAGAGUGUCAGGGUUUGGGCAGCACUUCUGCUCUUUGGCUGGAGAAGGCAGCAGUGCCAUUACUGUGCAGAACACAUCCUCCAUAUCUGCAGAUGGAAAGUCUCCCUCCUCUGCUGCUGCUGUUGUCUCAGCAGUUGUGUGCUGGGUGACUCUGUGCGUCCAGAGAUGAUCGUUUGGUAGCCACAGGUGGGAGAUGGGUGUUCGACUGUGGAGGCCACAGGGCCUUUGCAAACUGUGGUAGCAAAGGGGUACUGGAACCUUCCUUUUUUAACAGCAGAAAAGGCAGCAGUACUUUUAACUCCCCCUUCCAAAACUGCCAGGCAGAAGAGAACUCUUGAGUUCAUUCUGAAAGGUUCAAGAGAAAGCUAUCUUUGCAUAGCAUUUGUUGGCUUUUAAAACACAGGCGAGGGCAGAUGAUGUUGGUCCGCUGUGAAUUCUUUAUUAACACACUGACCUUGACUCAAGGCUGUCCCCCCAGUCCCAGGAACUGCUGGAAGGAGAUGGCUGUUUUCCUUCACACUGUGACUCGGUUAGGAAAGACUGUGUAGAUGCAGUCAAGGUAUAGAAAGGCUGUGUCUCGCCUGAGGUCACACCGAAAAAGGAAUUGAGGCCAGAUCUCCCAACCUCUUUUACCUACCAUUGUGAGUACUGAGUUUGUUACUAAGUAGUUUGAAAAGCUGGAAAUAUCUGACUCCUGAAAAGAAUUGACAGCCCCAAGAAAAAUUCUGAUGGCCCUCCUUGUGUAAGCAAUGCUGGGGGAUUGCAAAAGUGCAUCCUGCUUACAAGAGAAGCAGCAAAAAAUGGGGCCAGGGAGAGCGGUUUUGAGCUCCAGAUGCAGAACAUGGCAGCUCCAGAUGUAGAGGCAGUGGUUUGUCCUCCCUUUCUGAUAAUGGAAACAGACCUCUUUCCACAGGGACAAGUUCUGUUUCCUUUGAACACUCCCUCCCGGAUGUGCAGGACUAGAGCGCGUAGCAGUCAUUGGUGAUGAAUUUGGAAGCUCGUGGUUGUCUUGUUUCUUCCCUGAGCUGUGCAGCACUCCGGGGUUCACAGGGAUGUCCUUGUGCCAGUGCAGCGAUACGGGGACAGCUGGGGGAAGCUUCCAUCUCCUGGAAAGCUCCCAGCUGUGUCCUGUGCUUGUUGCUAUGGCCCAGGCUGCCCUCAGGGCUCAUGGUCUGAAGCUACUCACGUGCCACAGGGAUGCAGUAUUCCCAGGGGAAGCUCUAACAUGUGGCAUCUGUCCUGAUGCAGCAGCACUGAAAUGCUUCUUGGAUCCACAGUUCAGAAAAAGCUGGGGCAUACAUUUCCCCUGCAAAGAGGCAAGAGGACAUCUCUGGAGAAAAGAGGCCUCAGCCAACAAAGUACAGCGGCGCAGUGGUGCCCAUGCUGCCUGCGAUCGGUGCUGGUGACACGCGCACCCGCACCACCCUUCUCCGAGGUAGGAAACCAGCUGGAUGGUGUCCUUCAGCCGUUCGCACACUGGGCUGGCAUUUGGCUAAGGGGUGCUUGGAGCAGCCCACCUGCAUGGGGGGGGACGUUUCACCAGGGCCAUUUCACCAGGGCACUGCUGACCGUGCCAGAUUUCUCAUUCACUUUCCCAAAAUGCUUUCUGCUAGGAAGAGCUCUUUGGAUCACAACACAGAGUGCAUUACAGUUAACAAGAUCAACAUUUAGACCACAGAUUCCACAGACAUGUAACAGUUCAUCAUUUAGGGCUGGGUAAACUUCAUAAUUUGGGCUAAUUGAAGGUAAAAAAAAAAAAGCGCCCUAGUAGGCCCAGUUCCUUAGCUCUAUCAACUCUUCCAUAGGAAAAUAGAGAAUUGCAACGUUCUUACCUCUUACUGUUUGUUCUGUAUCUGGUUUUAGCAGUCGAAGUGGCAGUACUCAGUCUCCUGUCACCCACUGGGCCCUGGCAACAUAAGGAAACCUGUCCUGGGCCUCUACCAACAGGUUCCUUUCCAGCUUGGUGCAUGUUUUCCUCCAAGAGAAGCACAUGUCCAAGAGGGGCAGCUACAGCUAAGGAGACCCAGCCCCUGCUGUCAGCUCCUGUGGGCGUUUGGUGGCUGCUGGGCAGCAAGGUGAGAACUGACUGGCUUCAACACACUUCCCUGUCAUAUCUCCACUGUGAUGUAUGUAAAGUAUCUUGUAUGUUACAAAAGGAUUUUAAAAAGUGUCUUAAGGCCUGUAAACUCCGCUAUUUGGUCUGAAGAUGGCAUUCUGUAAAGAGACUGCUGUAUGAAUACGUUCCCAUGCUUUGUCCCCUAUGCUAUCAAACAACAAACCAUAUCUGUUCUGUAUGUAAUAAAUGUGUUAACAUCA
Grus americana (Whooping crane) is the source of this 8962-nucleotide messenger RNA. It is a transcript of the gene MAPK8IP3, whose product is annotated as mitogen-activated protein kinase 8 interacting protein 3. Gene Ontology annotation, molecular function: signaling receptor complex adaptor activity; kinesin binding; JUN kinase binding. The record is from RefSeq and is a predicted model, not a curated record. Lineage: Eukaryota; Metazoa; Chordata; Aves; Gruiformes; Gruidae. The coding region runs from base 2823 to 6095 and encodes 1090 amino acids. The transcript has 28 exons. Gene Ontology annotation, biological process: vesicle-mediated transport. Gene Ontology annotation, cellular component: cytoplasm.